AUGACCAAGUACGGUGCCCGUAAGGACGCCGCGCAAGUCCGGCCAUCGGCCACCUCGCCGCCGCUGCAGCACUCCCCCGGCGCCACAGCAAGCUCGUUCGCCAGCCGCUCUCCACAGCUUCUCUUCUACCCCGGCGCCCCGACAAGAUCCUCGGCCAGCCCCUCGACACCGCCACACCUAUACCCGCCUCUCAUGGAAUCCUCCUCAGCCAACCCUACAUGGUAUAAAAUUUCUGCUUUAAUUCAAUCUUUGGCAAUUACAAUUUCUGUAGCUCGAGUAUGCAGCAUUAUGUAA
Molecule: messenger RNA, 294 nt
Organism: Triticum turgidum subsp. durum (durum wheat)
Lineage: Eukaryota; Viridiplantae; Streptophyta; Magnoliopsida; Poales; Poaceae
Source: the annotation of a GenBank genome assembly